AUGCUGAUCGCCCUGUGGUUGCUGCUCAGCUGCCCCCUCCCGGUGCUGCCCUCCCAGGUGUCCAUCAGCUGCCCGACGGGCAGGCAGUGCCAAAAGGCGCUGCUCUCGGACAAUGACAUCCUCUUGCGCUGCAAUCUCUCGGGGGCACAGUGGUCCUACGUCUUCCUGCAAGACGGCAGCAGCUGGUCCAGCAACCUCACCAGGGUCCCCAACCUGGGGCUGACGGCCGAGGGCCUCCUCAUCAGACGUCCACGGCCCUCCCAGACCGGCUUCUACGAGUGCCGGAGCAAAACCAAUGACAGCGUGCUGUACGGGAUCGACUUCCAGGACGCCAGCACCCUGCAUGUCACGCACCGAGGCCUGGGCCAGGAGCCGCUGCAGAAUGAGAGCCUGGGUCUGGGCAGCAAGGAGUUCAUCUUCACCCGCUGGGAGGCCUGGCAGGACUGUAACCACUGUGAGAAGCCCGGGGAGCGGAAACGGCUGGGGUACUGCUACAUCCAGGACCCCCAGGAGAAGCCGGUGCCCUGCUGGCUGUACUUGGGACACCUGAAGAUGUGGUCCAGCCGCCUGCGGCCCGAGAUGCAGGUGGAAGCCUGCCACCUGCUGUGCAAGAAGUUGCAGGUCGACUACGUUGUCUUUGACAACUACGAGCUCAGUGACAAGUCAGAAUCCGCGUGGCUCACCUGCCCCCUGGGAUCCAUCUACAGGCCAGUUAUCUGGGAAGCCAACAGCGUGCCCCUGACUUGGCAGGACCAGCUCUCGGGCCAGGACAGCGGCACGGUCCUGGACCUGUCCAGCGGUGGCCGGAGGCUGCAGAUCUUCCAACCAGCCGUUUACAAGUGCUUCGUGCAGCAGGAGCUGGUGGCGCGCUUCAACCCCAAGCCCAGCCCCGAGAUCCUGGUCAUCCAGAAGGAGGAGGCCGAGGCCCCGCGGGAGGCACACCAGGGGAAGGCCCGCUCGGUCCUCCAGGGGCUGAAGCUCAUGCUGCUGGUGGGCACGGCCCUGGGCCUGUUCCUUUUGCUUUUCAAGUUCCUCCGCCCUUCCCGGAACAAGAAGAGCAAGCAGGUGCUGCUGGUGCAAUAA
This is a messenger RNA of Condylura cristata (star-nosed mole), 1083 nucleotides long. Its product is annotated as protein FAM187B-like. The transcript has 2 exons. Bases 1 to 1083 code for a protein of 360 amino acids. Lineage: Eukaryota; Metazoa; Chordata; Mammalia; Eulipotyphla; Talpidae. The record is from RefSeq and is a predicted model, not a curated record.